AUGUCAAGAGUAAAGUCAUAUGCAGGUAAAAUGAAUGAAACAUUAAAUUAUAUAAUUGCAAGAGCAAAUCAACUUCGAAAACCAGAGAAUGAAUGCGCAUUAAAACUCUUUCGAAAAAACAAGAAGAAAAAUGGGUCUAUGAAAGAGGAGAAUCGUUGUAAAACAAUGAUAUGCCAAAAGUGCCAAGACAAAAUGAAGAUUUGGGAAGAGAAAUAUUUGACAACAAUCCCUUGCCAGCACUGUGCCCAUUUAUAUACAACGAUAAGUCCACCUCCAGCCCUUAAAUUCCACAAAAUCAAAAAAGGAGGAAAAUCUGAAAUUGUGAUUUCAGAAGUUGAUAAUCCAAAAGUGGCCGACCAGGCAAAAGAA
Molecule: messenger RNA, 369 nt
Organism: Trichomonas vaginalis G3
Lineage: Eukaryota; Parabasalia; Trichomonadida; Trichomonadidae
Exons: 1
Source: RefSeq, a predicted model, not a curated record